Messenger RNA from Paramuricea clavata, 4308 nucleotides. Lineage: Eukaryota; Metazoa; Cnidaria; Anthozoa; Malacalcyonacea; Plexauridae. The record is from the annotation of a GenBank genome assembly.
AUGGCAACCGCCACAAACCCAACAGGUUAUGGGCCCAGAAGGGGACUACUAUUUAACGGCGAUGAAAGUAAAUAUGAACUAUGGGAAGUAAAGUUUCUGGCGCAGAUGAGGCUACAAAAAUUACACGAUGUAUUUGUGCCAGGUGAUAAAGAACCCGAUGCGUCGAGGAACGGAGAUGCUUUCGCGGAGUUGGUACAAUGCCUAGACGACAGAAGUUUGGCGCUAGUUAUACGCGAAGCAAAAGACGACGGGCAGAGAGCAUUGGAGAUAUUGCGACAGCACUACCAAGGAAAGAGCAAGCCUCGAGUUAUCUCACUAUACACAGAACUGACGACGCUCAAGAAAACGGACAGUGAGAGUAUCGUUGAUUAUGUCAUACGGGCUGAAACGGCUGCGACAGCAUUGAAAAACGCAGAUGAAGCUGUAAGCGACGCGUUAUUGAUCGCGAUGGUGCUAAAAGGAUUACCAAGUAACUUUAAGACAUUCUCGGCGAUAGUUGUCCAACGAGACAAGCAAAUGACAUUUGCAAAGUUUAAAGUCGCACUGCGUAGCUACGAAGAGAGCGAGAAAAGUAGAAACGGUAACAGCGAGACGGGAGAAAAUAUUAUGGCCAUGAAGAACGGCGAGAGAUUUGACGGAGUUUGUUUCAAGUGCGGGAAGAAGGGACACAAAAAGUCUGAAUGUUGGUCGAAGUCGGGAAAGAACGGAAACGGGAAGUGGUGCAGUCGUUGUAGAAACAAAACGCAUGAUACGAAGGAAUGCCGAUCAAAUAUGGGGAGAAACGAUUCUGCGAAGAAAGCCGAAGAUCAAGGAAGAACGAAGACUGAGAACAGUGAACAUACGUUUACAUUUAAAGUCAGUGACAGUAGUGGCUGUGGUAAGAGUUAUAGUAACAAUCUUUUAGUAGAUACUGGCGCUACUAGCCAUAUUGUAAAUGAUAAAUCUAAAUUUAUAAGUUUUGAUGAAGAUUUUGACCCAAAUGCGCACAUUAUAGAGCUCGCAGAUGGCAGUAAGGCUAAGGUUGUGACAGGUAAGGGCGUUGCGAAGGUUAAGCUAUAUGACGUAAACGGAAGUUCUCAUGAUCUAAUUUUAAAUAAUGCGCUUUAUGUCCCAUCGUAUCAGCAGGAUAUCUUUUCAGUCAAUGCAGCAAUAGAAGAGGGCGCAAGCAUAAGCCUAGAUAAGCAUAACAAGAGGUUUAAGAGCUCGGAUGGUGCAGUUUUUAAUAUUGAACAGGUAGGUCGUUUAUAUUACCUAAACGGUAUUUCAUCUUCCAAGAAUAAUGCGGGUACAAUUUUAGAGUGGCAUAGAAUUCUAGGGCACUGUAAUUUUUCAGAUAUUCGUAAGCUUGAAAAUGUUGUAGAUGGAAUGAAGAUCACUAGUCAUAAGGAAGUGGAAUGUAAAACAUGCACACAAGGUAAGAUGACCCAGUCGAGAAAUAGGACACCUGAUAAGAAAGCCAAUGCCCCAUUUGAUUUAGUUCAUUCAGAUUUAGCUGGACCAAUUAGUCCAGGUGGUAAGGAUGGUUUCAAUUAUGCAUUGUCUUUUGUGGAUGAUUACUCUGGUGUUAUCAUGAUAUAUUUUUUAAAGCAUAAAUCUGAUACAGUCGAAGCUACUAAACAAUUUUUAGCAGAUAUUGCCCCUCUUGGGAAAGUGAAAUGUAUCAGAAGUGAUAAUGGUGGGGAAUUUAUUGGGCAAAAGUUUAAGUCUCUACUCCGAGAGAACACAAUUAAACAUGAAACGUGUGCCCCAUAUUCACCCCAUCAAAAUGGCACAGCAGAAAGAGCUUGGCUUAGCUUAUUUAAUAUGGCAAGGUGUUUGUUGUUAGAAGCCAAGUUACCCAAAAUGUUAUGGACAUAUGCUGUGAUGGCUUCAGCAUAUAUAAGGAAUAGGUGCUUCAAUGACAGAUUGGGCAAAACCCCAUAUGAAGCCUUAACUGGCAUAAAGCCAAAUCUGAAUAAUAUGCACGUAUUUGGUGCAGUAUGCUAUGCAUAUGUGCAAGGUUCUAAGAAGCUUGAACCUAGAAGUAAGGAGGGGAUUUUUGUAGGGUAUGACAAAAAUAGCCCUGCAUAUUUGGUGUACUAUCCAGAAAGCAUGAAAGUUGAACGAGUGAGAUGUGUUAAAUUUUUUGAUUCAACUGAAUUUGAUAACGAGAACCGUCAAAUUGACGAAGAGGUUGUCUCACUUCCCCGCAAUACUUCUUACGGUGAGCAACAAACUGGAGCUGAUGAGAAUAUUGAACCAGCUAUUCCACCAGUGGAGGGUGAAGUAAGUAGAGUAAGGUACCCUACCAGGACUCACAAUAAACCCGCUUACCUAAGUGAGUAUGUUGUAGAAAGUAUCACUGAUAGUAGCGCUAAUGUUGCACUAGAUUAUUGCUAUAGGAUGAAUGACAUGCCAGCGUGUUAUUCACAAGCAGUAAAUUCACCAGAUUCAGCUCGGUGGAAAAAGGCAAUGGAUGAAGAAUUUGACUCUCUGGUAAGUAAUGAAACAUUUACACUUACCAUGGUUCCACCCAACCGCGAGAUAGUAGGGGGAAAAUGGGUGUACACAAUUAAAUCAGGUCCUAACGACGAGGAGACAUAUAAGGCUAGGUACGUAGCGAAAGGCUAUUCCCAAGUCCCAGGUGUGGACUACCAUGAAACAUUUGCACCAACAGCUCGGUUGAGCUCAAUUCGAGUAUUAAUGCAACACGCGGUGCAAAACGAUAUGAUUGUCCAUCAGAUGGAUGUUAAGGCAGCAUAUCUAAAUGCCACCAUUGAUUGUGACAUCUUUGUUGAACAACCUAAGGGCUAUGAAAAAGUGGGGGGAAAUGGUAAGAAACUUGUUUGCAAACUCAACAAGUCUCUGUACGGUCUCAAACAGAGUGGUAGGAACUGGAAUGCAACACUUCAUAACUACUUGGUGAAGGAAGGGUUUAUGCAAUCCCAGGCUGACCCUUGUGUCUACCAUAGGUUUGUUGAUGGUGAUGCCAGUAAGUGCAUUAUCUUGAUUAUUUGGGUAGAUGAUUUACUUAUUUCUGCAAGUAACUCUGAUUUGUUACAAACGGUGAAGGGAAAUUUAAGUGAAAGGUUUAAGAUGAAGGAUUUAGGAGUCUUACAUUGGUUCUUAGGCACUGAGUUCAAAUGUUCUGAUGGUAUGAUAGAGAUGAACCAAACUCGCUAUAUUGAAAAGGUGUUAGAAAAAUUUGGAAUGAAUAAUUGUAAACCUAAGACAACCCCAUCUGUUCUUGGAUUUGACAAGGUUAUUGAUAUGGAAUCACCUGUCUUAGAGGAUCCCAACUCCUAUAGGCAGAUUGUUGGAAGCCUUAUUUAUGUCAUGACAGGUACAAGGCCAGAUUUGUGCCACAUUGUGACAAAGUUAUCUCAACAUAUGUCAAAACCUACGGCAGCAGCUUUAAAUGCAGCAAAGCAUGUUCUUAGGUACUUGAAAGGAACGUCUGUUUUAAGUUUAAAGUUCAGAAAAAUGAAACAACCUUUGGAGUUGAUAGGUUUUAGUAACUCUGAUUGGGGAGGUUGUGUUAGUGAUAGAAAGAGUAUUUCAGGUUAUUGUUUUCAACUGUCAGAAUCAGGACCUUUGGUGUCCUGGAAAAGUAAGAAACAGCAGACAGUUGCGCUGUCCACUUGUGAAGCCGAAUAUAUCGCACUGGCUGAAACUGUGCAAGAAGGUAAGUUUCUAAAGCAGUUGUGUAUUGAUUUAGGGAUAUUACAGGUAAGUAAUAAGGUGUUGAUUAAUGCUGAUAACCAAGGCGCGAUCAAGUUAGCAAAGAAUCCAGCAUUCCAUAAGCGGUCCAAGCAUAUUGACAUAAAAUACCAUUUUAUAAGGAGCGAAGCGCAGCAAGGCGCAAUAAGCUUAAGGUAUAUCGCAAGCGAGGAUAAUUUAGCGGACAUAUUCACAAAACCGGUAAGUAAAGUUAGGAUGGAUAAGUUCAAACAUUUUAUCUGUAAUUAGUUGUGAAGUAGGAGUAAAGUAGGCGAAGUUAGGACAUUGCGAGCAAGGGGGGGUGUUAAGUUGUGCUCUUAUGUAUUACGUCAUUUAUGUUAUUAAAGUAGAAACAAUUGUCAGUUGUAAUGUUAUUAGUAAUUGAUAUAUUAAGUUACAUAUAGAUCAAGAGCAAGAGACUCAUGACUAUAUUUGGUAAAUAUCUGACCAAUCACCGUAAAGCGUAACUUAUGUAAAUAGUGUAUAUUCAUUGUAAAAGCGUGAGUUGUAUUCUGUCUGUCGUGUAAAAUAAAGCUAUAAGAAACUUAUGUGCUCAAAUUGAAUAUAAUAAAGAAUGGCAACCGCCACAAACCCAACAGACUUUACUUU